Trypanosoma cruzi is the source of this 429-nucleotide messenger RNA. RefSeq lists its product as uncharacterized. The coding region runs from base 1 to 429 and encodes 142 amino acids. NCBI's taxonomy places the organism in Eukaryota, Euglenozoa, Kinetoplastea, Trypanosomatida, Trypanosomatidae. The record is from RefSeq and is a predicted model, not a curated record. The transcript has a single exon.
AUGCGUCAGUUGUUCCACGUUAACCCGUGGCUUGCAGCGCUUCGGGUGCUGUUUGUUAUGGUGCCUGUGUUGCGAUUUUCCAGCGGAUGCUUUGCUGUCACCAUGACGCAUCCCUGCCUUUUCAUUGAAAAUGUGGUGCGUACCGACGGCGCGUGGACGACUCCGGUUGUGGUGAGGGUCGUGCCUCCCACAGCGCAGGAUGCGCCGCAGGUGUACGGCGUCGUUUGUAAGAACCGAUGGACGCUUGUCCGCAUCAAGACGUCAACAAGGAUCCCUGAUGAGAGCAGGAGGCACUGCGGCUUCUCCUGGCCCCAGCGAUGGGGUCCGCACCUUGUCGCGGUGCUGGGGCUUUGGUUGCGUAUAGGAACUCUGCAGCAGGGCGUUGCUGCGAGCACGACGGAGACCAAGACAACUCCACCCCUCGAGUAG